CGCCGCCAUGCCGCCCAAAGCCAAAGACUCGCCGGCGCGCAAGCGUGUGCCCAAGGAGCCAAAGGAGCCAAAGGAGAAGGGCGCGGGCAAGGCGAAGAAAGACAGGGUUGAGGAGAAGGCUGCCAAGGAGGAAGAGGCAGGUGAGUGCUCUCGUCGAGCUCGGCGCUGCAUUGGAGAGCCGAAGUGCCACUGCCGAGGCGUCUGCGUGGCUGUGAGACGCUCGAGGCGUGCGUAACAAGAGGGCGUCAGGGGCUGUUCCUUCGUGAGAGCAUAGCUCUCCGGCCCGACGACGGCGUCAGGUACAUAGCACCAGCUAGCAGCGCCGCCGCGACACCUCUCUCGCAGCAGCGUGAGGGUCUCGUCUUAGCCUCUGCACCUCUCUCUCUCUCUCUCUGCCAUCUGCGCUGCGCUGGCGAUGGCCUCCCUCUCUCCUCUCCCGGCACGCACCGGCGGGCGUUCCCGCAGCGGCACGCUGCGACCUCCUGUGCCUUCUCGCCGUGCGCCCGAGCCGCCUCUCAGCGCGCGCAGCUUCAGUGCCGGCACUCGCAGCGUCUCGCCCGCGUCUCCCUCUCCCGCUUCUUCCGCCAGUGGCUCCGCGCCUGCUUCGCCGCUGCCAGCGUCGUCCUACCGGCGACCUGCUUCUUCGCCUGCUUCGAGUGCUGCAGGAGUGCUGGGCUAUCGCCGUCCGACGUCUGCCUCCUCUUCCUCUUCGCGCUUCGCCAGACUGCCUCCUUCGCCUUAUCUCGAUGCUCACUCUCAUUCCCGCGCCGCCUCUCCCGACGCGCGCGCAACACCAGCGACGCCGCCUUCCAAGCGCCGCACCAGCGGCGCGUCCUCAGGCACAGCCAAUGGCGCUCGCGGCACAGCGGAAGACUCGUCUUCGGAAACAGAAAACGAGGGCUUCGAGGACGCUCAGUCCGUCGACGUCUACGCCGACGAGGAUUCGCACAGCGUAGGCGCACCCAGUUCAGCCACAAGUCACGCGAGCAACCUCUCCGAGCUGGGCGCCGGACCCCGUGCGCCGAGUGCCGCGGCGGCGGCGCAGCGCAAGAAGGAGAGGAGAGUGAGCCUGGCUGCCGAACUGGCGAUGGCGGACACUUCGACGGAGAUGGAGGAGAAGGAAAAGGAGGACAGGGAGAAGGCGGAGAGGGAAGAGGAGGAGCAAGUGAGGCAGGACAUGGCCGAUCUGGACCUCUCCAAAUUACCGCCUCCUCCCUCGCACGACGACGCCGACGAUGCCCACCCUGCUGCUGCGGCAGCGUCGGCAGCGUCGACGGAGUCAAGACCUGCACUGCCCGUGCGGACGGCCACUCUUUCGCCACUCGAAGGGCGCAAGUCUCUGUGGGAGCGUCUGCGCUCCGCCUCGGGCGACACGCCUUCCCCUGGCGGCAGUAGCUCGGCCUCUGGCGGCGGCGCCUCGCCAGCUGCCUCUCCCUCUCUUGCCUCUCCGAGCGGCGGCGGCGUGCCGGCCUCUCGUCCCGCCGCGCCCUCCAAGCGCCCUACCUUCGGUGCGCUGCCCUCGUUCUCCUCCCUUGCAGCCGCGGCAGCUGCCGGACUGGGAGCGCGGCGUGCGUCGGAGACCUCGACGCAGGAAGCCGUGGAGAGACAACGCCUGCCGCGCUUCGGCGUCAACGAGAGUCAGCUUGCGGAAGACGCGAUGCGCUUCAUUGAUGCGCGAGAUGUGCUGUACAACGAGAAGGAUCCGGAGCGGAUCAGGGAACUGGGCAUGAGGCUGGAGAGUGGCUGGCGAGAGAAGCUGCAAGAAAUCUCUCUGCUGCACUCCAAGCUCGAGGCGCUGCAGCACGCGCUCUCGGACGUCGAGGAUGAAAACGCGACGUUGCGCACCUCCAUCUCUGCGCUGUCGGAGCAAGUGGCCUCUCUCGAGUGCGCCUUCGACUCCUUCCAGCACGCCACGAUCGAGCAGAUGCGCCGCGAGCGCGAGCUGUGGAGCGAGGAGCGCCGCGAAGAGCUGGAGCGCGUCCUCUACGCCGCCGCGGCGGCGCGCCGCGAGGCCGAGGCGGCAAAGGCCGUCGUGGCGCAGCUGAGGCUCGUGCUGCUGGGAGCGGGCAUGCGGGGCGAUGUGGAUAUUGCGGGCAUCGAAAGGGCGAUUGAGGCCCUCUCGAAAGGCCUGCCUUCCGACGCUGACGAGCCAGCUUCCGCCACGCCCUCGGGAGCAUCGGAGAACGACGAGGAGGCGCAGGAGAGGCGAAUGGCCUCGGCGAUGCUCUUUGACGUGCCGCUCUCUCCGGGCGCCGAGUCGAGGAGACAGUCGAUGCUGUUCGACCAGCCGGUCAGCCUGGCCCAUCUGCGCCUGCUCGGUCUGGCACCGCCGAGCGACGGCGCCACGCCCUCUUCGCCCUCCUCAAGCAGCACCGAUCGCACCUCUCUCGCCUCUCUUCCCCCCACGCCCCUCUCCUCGACCCCCUCUCACGCCGCCCUCGAGACGCUGGCAAGGCGCAAGGAGGCGGCCGACGAGGCGUUGGCGCGCGCGCUGAGAGAGGAAAACGAGAGGCUGAGGACGCAGAUGAAGGAGCGCGAACGCAGAUUGGCCAGCGCGCAGAAGGAGGUCGAGACGCUCAAGGAGAGAGUGAGGGACACGGAGGCGGCCGUCGAGGGGCUCUUUGCGGCUGUAUGAGGCGCCCUCGGAGAG
This is a messenger RNA of Tilletiopsis washingtonensis, 2650 nucleotides long. RefSeq lists its product as hypothetical. The record is from RefSeq and is a predicted model, not a curated record. Lineage: Eukaryota; Fungi; Basidiomycota; Exobasidiomycetes; Entylomatales. The transcript has 2 exons. Bases 416 to 2635 code for a protein of 739 amino acids.